Messenger RNA from Meleagris gallopavo (turkey), 1146 nucleotides. Lineage: Eukaryota; Metazoa; Chordata; Aves; Galliformes; Phasianidae. The record is from RefSeq and is a predicted model, not a curated record.
UAUCUCAUAUUCAUAAUUGUGGUUUCUUUAAUAGUUUUGACUCUCAGUAUUGAUAACUUUACACUUGCAAUAAGAGCAUCUUAAACUCAUCUAAAUGAUUUUUUAUCAAUAUUAAUGACCAGCAGAAAUUGAUUUGGAAACAUGUAAGGUAGAAGAUAUUAGCCAGUGAGAUUUUGGUUUGUUUCUUUCUGUAUGUUUUGCUUCUAUGGCAUCUUCAGUAUUUUUUUUUUCUCCCAUAGUACUUCUAUGCUGCAGAACCAGCCACACAGGCACUAUGGAGUUACCUCCCCAAUUAGCUUGGCUCCUCCAAAGGAUAUAGAUUAUAUUCAUACUCAGAAGCUAGUUGAAGUAAUGGAGUCAUUUGGAGUAUUUGAAGAUGAGGAGGAGUUGAAUCACAGGCUGGUUGUUCUUUGUAAAUUGAAUAACUUGGUCAAAGAAUGGAUUUUUGAACUUGGUGAGAGCAAGAACCUUCCCCCUUCAGUGGUAGAAAAUGUUGGUGGCAGAAUAUUUACAUUUGGUUCUUACAGGCUUGGAGUACACACCAAAGGUGCUGACAUAGAUGCUCUUUGUGUUGCUCCUAGACAUGUGGAAAGAUCAGAUUUCUUUCAGUCAUUCUUUGAAAAACUAAAGCAUCAGGAAGAGAUAAAAAAUCUAAGAGCAGUAGAAGAUGCAUAUGUACCUGUUGUCAAGUUUGAGUUUGAUGGCAUCGAGAGUCCACCCAACAAAUCCCUAUCUUUCCAAUUUGAAGAAAAGGAUGUUGUGGGGUACCGUAUCAAAGACCUUACUGAACUUGAGAUAAGAGCCACUGAUGUCAUUGCCCUUGUCCAUCAAGGCAAUGACAGUAAUCCAGAAAAAACUCGUGUGCUCGACGUCCCGUCAAGCGUUACAGGUGAGAUAGCGAAAGGCAUCACCUCUCACUCAACGGCCUCACCACAGCCACUAAGCGGAGCUCCGAAGCAGAAGCAGCUCAGGUUCAGCUCGCAGACGAGGGUGCGGCCCGGCCGUGGGGGCGUGCCCCUCGCCAAGCCCCGCCCCGGCGGUGAGCGGGAAGGAGGCGCGGGCGGCGCGCAGCAUAGGAGGGAGUGGGGCGUGGGCUGCGGCGGGUUCGGCAGUGCGGUGUGCGCCAUGAGGGAGACGGGCGGGUGA